Messenger RNA from Parathielavia appendiculata, 2851 nucleotides. RefSeq lists its product as uncharacterized. The coding region runs from base 369 to 2489 and encodes 706 amino acids. Lineage: Eukaryota; Fungi; Ascomycota; Sordariomycetes; Sordariales; Chaetomiaceae. The transcript has a single exon. Gene Ontology annotation, molecular function: RNA binding; zinc ion binding. Gene Ontology annotation, cellular component: TRAMP complex. Gene Ontology annotation, biological process: TRAMP-dependent tRNA surveillance pathway; nuclear polyadenylation-dependent rRNA catabolic process; nuclear polyadenylation-dependent snRNA catabolic process. The record is from RefSeq and is a predicted model, not a curated record.
CAAGAACUGUGGCCGCGCAAAUUCUGGGAACAAACAAUCGAUGGCAGACCCAGCAUUGAGAAUCCUCCGCCGUUGCAAUCCACGCCAGAGUCAGCGCAUCUAUCUGAUUGCUGCAUUCGCUUACGUGAUCGACCUCUGUUGUUCUAAAAAAUACCUGCGUCAACGCAGCCCCAUGACUAGCCCUCUGCCGCAGACUUGAAGUUGAGCCGAAACUUCGCGGGAACUUUCCCGGUCUGCCAGCGGCAGAUUCUUGCAGAGUCUGGCUGCGUCCCUCGCGAAGUCAGGGAAUACUCAGAACGGUACCUGCGACCAGUCUCUACGGGGGAAGGAGAGCAACUUGGGACAUCAGGUUAAAUCAUUUAUCGGCCAUGGAGAGCACCCCAACGAGGCUGGAUGAGGCCCUCAGCCUUGAGGCAGCCACAGCGGCGGAGGGUGAAGCAUCGCCCCAGCGUUCGCAUGGAAAGAAACGUCCUGUGUCGGAAACCGAGUUACCUGGCGACACGGAUGUUACGGACAGCCCGAAGGAACGGGAGCCUGGUGCGAAUGCAGACGUUCCAUCCCCAAAGAGGCGGAAGGGGCGCGGGUCUCCCGAAGAAGUCGAGGUAUCCUCGAUACCACAGACGGAUCUGCCUGCAGCUCAAGCUCCUCCAAACGCUCACAGCGGGUGGAAUCGCGGCGUCAGCAGCGGCCUGCGGACGUCGUUCGCUGCCAAGGACAAACUGGGCAAGCCGACAUCACAGCAGGCGUCUAAAUCGCCCGUGCAACCACCGGCUGAGUCGAUAGACAUCGACAGCUUGGUCAUGCCCUCCAGAGAUGUGGACUGGAUCUCGAACUCCGGCCCUGGCGAUAUCUGGCAGACUAUAUUUACCAAAUGGUGUGCCCGACUGAUGGCCUUGAACAAGGACCAGGAGGGACUCAAGGAUGCAGGUCUGUUGAGAGAGGCCUGGGGUUUGUGGCUCGAGUCCUGUGUCUCGCUUCCACGUGCACGACGGGCUGCUGGCGAGCGCGCUGCAGAGGAGACGGAUCUCGACUCUGGGAAACUCGACGACAUGUUCUCCGAGGCUCAAGAAAAUGACCCGCAAGGACCGUGGCUUACAUCCCCAGACGAAAGCGGGCAGCUUGGGGGUACUCAGGCCGGGCAACAACACAAUGGACAACCAGAAAGCGGCAAAUCAACACCUAAGGAGGACCAAAUACUUGACUGGACCCUGCCACCGCCUAUGCCUGCUUCGCAGUUUGAAGUCGCCCAGAAAAAUGAGCGCGGCUGGGAGGAGCGAUUUCUGGCAUGGUGUAAGUCACUUGGCCAGCUCAAUGAGGGCAGAAUCAAGGCCAACACGACCCGGGAGCGGAAUCGGCUGGCCGAGUCAUAUCUGAGAUGGGUUGGGACAAUUGACGGAUUGAAGAGAAGCAAGAUGGCGGCUGCUAGGCGCGCCGCGAUCCAUUACGCACAAGACCACAGCGCCGUAGUGGCCGCGAUGUUUGCCCACCCUCCACCCGCCGGGGCGCCACAGACGGCAGAACCAACGUCACUGCCGCAGGAGGAUGCCGCCCCUUCUCCCAUUGUCGCCGUCUCCGAUGGGCCAGACGAUGGUAGCGCCGGCGUUCUUAUUAAUGCGGGGGAUGCAGAGUACCGACAAAGAUACUUUCCGGGAGUCGGGCCCAGCGAGGCAUUCUGCCACAUGUGCGCGUCGCGCGACCACGACGCGGUUGACUGUCUGGAGGUGACGUGCCGCUUUUGCAGCGACCGCGACCAUCGAUCAUUUAGCUGCCCGACGCGUCGACGGUGCACAAAAUGCAGGCAGCUUGGCCACACCAUGGACGGCUGCACCGAGAAACUGGCACUGCCGCGGGAGGAGAUGGAGUGCGCAUUCUGUCAAUCACGCGAUCACGCCGACGCGGCCUGCCACGAGCUUUGGAGGAGCUUUCUGUUCAACCCCGACACUGCUCGCAAGGUCCGUUCGCUCCCAAUAUUCUGCUACUGCUGCGGCCGCGAGGAACAUUACGGGCCCGUCUGUGGGCUAAACCCGCACAGCACGAAGGGCGAAAGCCCAUGGGAGACUUGGAGUCAAACCAACUGCGACCGGUACCUGGACCCGGCGUCAUCUGAGACGGCCAUCGCUUUCGUGACUUCAGCCGGGUCGACCGUCUCUUCGGGACGGCCUGACCUCGGCAAGAGCAUUGUACCCCGAAGGCAUAUCUUCUUCGAGGACGGGAGCGACGACGACGAUGCCGAAGACUUCAUCCGGCCGCCCGUGCAGAAUAGCAGUGCACGGGCUGGACGCAUUAGCUUUGCCGGCAACAACAAUGCGGGAGGGGCGGCUCGUGGCGGGAGGCAACAACCCAGUAAGCAAUACAAUGUUGGGAAGGGGAGAACGGGAUAUGCGUCGCAAUCGCCGCUCCCUCCGGGGCCCCCUCCUCCCUUGCCGCGGCAGGGUUACCAGGAAAAUAGAAAUGGCGGUCGGCGAAGGGGUGGGGGAGGAAGAUACUAGACCUGGACUCGGCUGAGGGGUCGGCCUGCUUUCCGGCGUCGACGGAGUUGAACCUCCCAGAUCUCUCGCCUUUCCCUCUUGUUUGAUAUACACAGUAUGGAGAUGUACAAGUAUGUAGUGUUGCCGCAAGGGGACAGAAGAGAGUGGUACAGAGUGCCAUAUCCGUAUGGACAGAGCGAUGAUCAGAACUGCGCUCAAUCACAGCCAGCGAAAGCAAUUGUUGUGCCCAAUCAGAUGCGCGAUGUUUACCUCUGAUUAUCGUUCAAACCGUCGGGAUGCGCCAUUUCCAGGGGCAAUUCCCUUUUCGGUAGGUGUCAUCGUACAUGGGUUCUGGGCCUGUCAAUGGCGGUGAGGAAGCGAGG